UGGUAUUAGGUAUUGCCAUGGUGCGGUUUUAUAUACAGAAAGGAACACAUAGAGGCUUAUUCAGAAGCGUUCAAAAGACGCUUAAAUUUUUCCAGACAUUUGCUUUGCUUGAGGUAGUCCACUGUGCAGUUGGAAUAGUUCGCACAUCUGUGCUUGUGACGGGGGUCCAAGUGAGUUCAAGAAUCUUCAUGGUGUGGUUCAUUGCACAUAGUAUAAAACAGAUCCAGAAUGAGGAGAGCGUUAUUCUUUUUCUGGUCGUAUGGACUGUGACAGAGAUUACUCGAUAUUCCUUCUACACAUUCAACCUGCUCAACCAUUUGCCAUACUUCAUUAAAUGGGCCAGAUACAACUUUUUUAUCAUUUUGUAUCCUGCUGGAGUUGCAGGUGAACUGCUAACCAUAUAUGCUGCUUUACCCUAUGUGAAGAAAACAGGAAUGUUUUCACUGAGACUUCCCAACAAAUAUAAUGUCUCCUUUGACUACUAUUACUUCCUUAUUAUUGUCAUGUUCUCCUAUGUGCCAUUAUUUCCACAACUCUACUUCCACAUGCUGCGGCAGAGAAGAAGGGUGCUUCAUGGAGAAGUGAUUGUGGAAAAGGACGAUUGAAUCAAGCCAUGUAACUAUGGUGCUUUUAAUGGAAAAAAAGGGUAAAAAACCAAAACUUCCUGUGAUUUUUCUGAGUCCAAGUUUUAAAACAUGGAACAAGAAUAAACAACUGUGCAU
This is a messenger RNA of Pelecanus crispus (Dalmatian pelican), 722 nucleotides long. The record is from RefSeq and is a predicted model, not a curated record. Lineage: Eukaryota; Metazoa; Chordata; Aves; Pelecaniformes; Pelecanidae.